Molecule: messenger RNA, 1364 nt
Organism: Scatophagus argus
Lineage: Eukaryota; Metazoa; Chordata; Actinopteri; Scatophagidae
Product: syndecan-3-like
Exons: 5
Coding region: 108-617 (169 amino acids)
Biological process (GO): cell migration
Cellular component (GO): cell surface; membrane
Source: RefSeq, a predicted model, not a curated record
GUAAUACCUGCUUCACCGCUGGGCGGGGUUUCGUUAGCCCGGCAGAGGCUCGAAGAUCGGUCAAAACACCUGCUGGUUCCUGUGAAGAAGACGAAAUAAGCUGAAACAUGAGGAUAUUUUUCACAUCUUCUUUGUUUUUAGCUCUGGGGUUAUUACAACCAGUUAAAAUGUCGUUUAUUGGCCAUCCUGAAGACUUGGAGGGAUCAGGAGAUGACUUGGAAAGUUCUGGUUCAGGGGAUUGGUCAGAACUAGACUCACCUGGUGAAAUGAAAAACUCCAAAAAUGUCAGAAUAUUACCUGCAAACGAAGGGGGCGGAACUGAGAAUACUUUCCCUGGUUCUUCGGUCCUGACCUUUCACAGUACACACUCUCCUGCAAAAGACAGCACAUCAAGACUCAUUGUUGUUGCAAACAGCAAGAGUUUAUUGGAGAGAAAAGAAGUCCUCACAGCCGUGAUUGCAGGAGGAGUGUCGGGACUGAUACUUGCAGCUGCACUUGGAGCAGUAUUAAUCCACAAAUGGGAGAGGAAAGAUGGUGAUGGAGGAUACAUUCUGGGCCAGCAGAGGGCUUCAGAUGAAGAUUAUCACAAAUGCAAACGGAAGGAAGUUGUUGUUUAACUGUCCAAAACCAGUCUUGGGUUUUUUUUGUUGAUGCUGCCAGGCUAAUUCUGUACCUAGGGAGGCUACUGUAAAUUUAUUUUGCUGUCAUAUUUCUUUGGUUGGUUAGGUUGGGUGUGCAUCAGGAAUGACAUUUAUUAUGUUCAUAGAUAAUUUAUUUAUAUUUAUAAUCAAAAAUAAAAAUUGCUUUUAUUGAACAAAUGCUUUAUUGUCUGUCUUUUAUAAAGCUGACAGACUCAAGCUUAUUUUGACGUCUUCUCAGGGCAACAUGAGUGUACAGAAAAGGCUCGCUAGCCUUUUUUGAAAUGGAAACAGUUUUGACAUGUCACAGUAGAAAAAGCACAAGCGUAAAUAAUGAAAUUAAUGAUUACUGAAUAUCAUUUUGCUGCUUCAGUGUCAAGGACAUUUAUUAAACGUGAAUGACAAUGAUUAGGUAAUGAUGAUCAGCUGCUACAAUGCAAAGUGUCAUCUUGUCUAAAUGUGCACCAUGAAAUGACUAUUUUUGUAUUCCAUACUUGUUAAUUAAUGAUCAUAUGAUUUUGUAUGUUUUACAAAAUGUUUUUGAGUGUAUAUCCACUGUAUUCAUCUGUUUAAAUGUAUGUAUGACAAUGAGGGGAUGUUGUGUACAUGCUAUUGCACUGUGUGUAAUAUACUUUAAUAUAUUGUUCAGCAAGAUAAUUCAGUAUUGCAUUUUUUUUUUCCAGGAAUUGAUCUGACAUCAUAUUAAUUAAACUGUUGAUGGCAUGG